Molecule: messenger RNA, 1161 nt
Organism: Mercurialis annua (annual mercury)
Lineage: Eukaryota; Viridiplantae; Streptophyta; Magnoliopsida; Malpighiales; Euphorbiaceae
Product: FHA domain-containing protein FHA2
Exons: 3
Coding region: 52-1050 (332 amino acids)
Biological process (GO): regulation of ribosomal protein gene transcription by RNA polymerase II
Cellular component (GO): nucleus
Molecular function (GO): sequence-specific DNA binding; protein binding
Source: RefSeq, a predicted model, not a curated record
CAGUUUCUUUGACCUAAAUUCAAUUCCAAUCGACGGUCGAUCAUUCAGACCAUGGGAGCGACCGGUAGCGACGUGGAAGCCGGGUUUGCCAAGCUACAAGGAGAGGAUUUCGAGUAUUACAUGCAAACAUAUUCCAUAGUAUUAGGCCGGAAUUCUAAAAAAUCAACCGUCGAUGUCGAUCUAUCAAGUCUCGGCGGCGGAAUGAACAUCUCCCGCCACCACGCUCGCAUAUUCUACGACUUCACACGGCGUCGUUUUGCUCUCGAGGUACUAGGUAAAAACGGUUGUUUAGUUGAAGGCGUACUGCAUUUACCGGGGAACCAGCCGGUGAAACUUGAUUCACAAGAUUUGUUGCAAAUUGGGGAUAAGGAAUUUUAUUUCUUGUUGCCUGUGAGGAGUAUUUUAGGUGGCCAUUUAGGGUUGAGGCAUCACGUGAACGUUGUGCCGCAGUAUGCCGGACAUCAUCAUGAUAGGAUGGUGGGGCCGGUCGCGGUGGGGACUGUUAAAAAAGGCGGUAGGUCGAGAGAGUUUUUCGAGGAGGAGUUUGAUGAAGAGGAGGAAUUUGGCGGCGGGAGCAGCGGUGGUAAGAAGAGGAGGGAUGGUUUGGAGGGUUAUGGUUAUGCUGGUGGUAGUGGCUCUGGUGGUGGUAAAGCUGGAUUAGCUGGUGGUUUAGUCCCUUCAGAGAAAAAAAUUGAAGGAAGAUCUAGAGUUGAUCGUGAUUCCGACAAUCAACAACUACUACAAUUGGAGGAAAAGGAUGUAGUUUCAUCUGUGGCAACUGUGCUGUCUGACCUUUGUGGUCCUGGAGAAUGGAUGCCAAUGGAGAAACUCCAUAAAGAGUUACUGGAGCAAUAUAGCAAUGUCUGGCAUCACAGCCGAGUGAGGAGAUAUCUCACCUCUGAGGACUGGCCUAACCCUGAAGCCAAAGGGAAACCCUGGCACGGCUUGCUUAUGUUACUACGAAAAUACCCAGAGCACUUUGUCAUCAACUUAAGGUCCAAGAAUCGUGUAACACAGGAGUUCGUUUCUCUCGUCUCUCUAUUGUCUUAAGACUCGGAGGACAUCUGUAGAAGAUUGCAAAAUGUUCCUUUUGGCUUGUAUUUUGCAAUGAACAUUUUUUGUAUAUUAUGUGUUCGAUUAUGCAAGAUAUUGUCUGUAUCA